UCGCUUCGCCUUCAACUCUACCCUCCUUCUCUCUCCCGAUAUCCUCAUCUCUCUCUCUCCACCGCUGCCUUUCUUCCCGUAGGAAUCCCCUCUUCCUUUCGAGGUCAAAGGUCGCAUAUUUAUGAGCUGGAUCUGUGGGUAACGACGAUGGUGGCGUCGGCGAGUCCGGUCGGGGUACCAUUGAGCCUCUUCAUCGACCUGUCCGGGCUGGAGGCCGCCACCACCGGAUUUUCUGACAGCAAUCUGCUCCACCGCGACGGCUUCCCCAUCUUUGAGGCAAGCAAGCACCUCACAACCUCCUUUUCUCUGUGCGCUUCACUUCACCUAAAUUCACAGGGUGUGCUGGAGAGCGGGCACGAGAUUCCGGUGAAGAGUUUGUCCCUGGAAUCGCGGCAGGGGGUGCGCGAGUUCCUCGACGAGGUGCGGCUGCUGCUGAAGGUGCAUCAACGGAACCUGGUCUCCCUCGUCGGCUGCUGCACCUCCUCUGCCGCCCGGGCCAACGGCUCGACCACUUCCUCUUUGUGGCGGCACCGACAAGCUCAAGGACUUUGAGGCCCAGGGGCGCGCCGUCACCCGAUUCUGGCACCACAACGUCCUCCGCCUCCGGUACAGUUAAAAUUUUGGUUAAAUGCUUAUACUAGUGAUCGACUACAUCGUCAAGCAUGAUCCAUUUGCUAAAUAAUUCAGGAUGCACAACUUAGUGUUGCUACUUUAGUUGUAGUACUGUACCAUACCUUGAAUGCAGAAAUCAGUACUGUUGUUUUUAGUGCUUCAUCUGCUGCAAAAAAAUUUGAGGCCAAUUCGCUCUGGUCACCUAUCAUAGUUCCUCAUAAUUUGGCACUGAUCACACAAAUCAUCUGUAAGAACUUUUCUGAAACUUGAUUUUGUGCUAGUACUAUUUACUCUUACACUCUCAAAUUAGGUCACUCUUUCAGAUAUAGGAUCCUAGCCAACCUUUAAGUUUCGGAAAAUAAAUCCAGUCAAUACUCAGUAAGCAUCAAUAUUUCUUUUUUUAGGAGAAAAAAGAGG
Messenger RNA from Lolium rigidum, 1029 nucleotides. RefSeq names its product proline-rich receptor-like protein kinase PERK3. Bases 148 to 552 code for a protein of 134 amino acids. The transcript has 2 exons. Lineage: Eukaryota; Viridiplantae; Streptophyta; Magnoliopsida; Poales; Poaceae. The record is from RefSeq and is a predicted model, not a curated record.